Messenger RNA from Plasmodium falciparum 3D7, 930 nucleotides. RefSeq names its product rifin. The record is from RefSeq and is a predicted model, not a curated record. NCBI's taxonomy places the organism in Eukaryota, Apicomplexa, Aconoidasida, Haemosporida, Plasmodiidae. The transcript has 2 exons. Bases 1 to 930 code for a protein of 309 amino acids.
AUGAAACUGCACUACACUAAAAUAUUAUUAUUUUUCUUUCCAUUAAAUAUAUUGUUAACAUCAUAUCAUGAACAUAAUAAAAAUAAACCAUACAUCACAUCACAUACACCAACUACUACCUCAAGAGUUUUAAGCGAAUGUGACCUAUAUAUGCCCAAUUAUGAUAAAGAUGCGGAUAUGAAAUCUGUGAAGGAAAACUUCGAUCGACAAACGUCACAACGUUUUGAAGAAUACGAAGAACGUAUGAAAGAUAAACGGCAAAAACAUAAAGAAGAACGUGACAAAAAUAUACAAGAAAUUAUUUUAAAAGAUAAAAUCGAAAGAUCAUUAGAAGAAAAAGUGGAAAAAUGUUGUCUUAUAUGUGGGUGUGGGUUAGGAGGUGGUGUUGCACCAUUUGUUGGAUUAUUUGGUGGACUUGCUGUAAACGAAUUGAAAAAAGAUGCUGCGGUUGCUGCUACUGAAGCGGGUAUUAAAAAAGCCAUUGAAGGAGUAGGAAGUAUAUUUUAUCUAGAAGAGGGAUCUCCUAUUCCAUGGAUGAACAAGAUUCACGCAGGAAAUUAUAAUCAGAAAAUGCCUCUUGUUACAAUAGUAAACUCUAUAUAUAAUAAUUGCGAGGAUGAUCCAUCUUCUGCAGGUUCUUUAUUUUGCCAGGCUUCAAAGUCAUUUAUUGAAGAAAGACAGCGUCCUGUGUUUACUAAAACUAUUUCAGAAAUGGCAGGAAAUGCUGCAGAAGCUGCUGGAAAAGCAGCAAAUGAGAAAUAUGCAGAGAUGACAAGUGUUGGUACUAUUUGUUCUGAUCCUAUUGUAAUUUCUGCUAUAGUAGUAGUGACUAUAGCUGUUAUACUUUUAAUUAUUUAUUUAAUUUUACGUUAUCGUAGAAAAAAGAAAAUGAAUAAAAAACUCCAAUACACAAAAUUAUUAAAUCAAUAA